Baudoinia panamericana UAMH 10762 is the source of this 435-nucleotide messenger RNA. RefSeq lists its product as uncharacterized. The record is from RefSeq and is a predicted model, not a curated record. Lineage: Eukaryota; Fungi; Ascomycota; Dothideomycetes; Mycosphaerellales; Teratosphaeriaceae. The transcript has 2 exons. Bases 1 to 435 code for a protein of 144 amino acids.
AUGGCAUCCCCGAUAUUGACACUUGGCCGAGCAUUGAUGACACUAGGCAACAUCUUCGUCUCAGCUGGAAGCAUAGCAGCAGAUUACAAUAAGACACAUGUUUUUAACGAGCGUUGGCCGCCUCACGCUCGCUUCCACAAUGGACAGACGAUGACCCUCAGUGUCCUACUCAGCGGGAUGAGCAUGUACCUGCUGUACAGGUCCUCCUUCGCGUUCUCAAGCUCAGCAAUCAACCCCAAAGACAGCGUGUUCCUAGCAGCAAUCAUCGGCAGCUUUUACUGUGCAGCUGGAACGUCGGCCAUAUUCUACCCGGGAACGGCAUGGAAGGACCCUGAGUUCAACACUGGCGAGGCUCAGAAGUUCGUCUUUCCCGGCCAAGUGGCCCUGAUGUGGGUUGGCUAUGCUUUGGAGAUGAGGCGACUGGGCAAUAUCUAA